UAUGCUAAAGUUAGCACUAUGUGUUAUCAUCUUCGCCUAUGCUAGUAGUAAUUGACAGAUGUUUUGUAUAAUUUAUUGAAAACUGGUAACUCUAAAAGCCUUUUAACAAACCAAAAAUAAAAUGGGAAUAUAAUAAUAGAGUUAAAUGCAAUAUUUUUGUUUUCAAAAUGAUUUAUAGUUUACUAGAUUUGAGUGUAUCUAACUAUUAUACAAUUCUGCAAACUUAAAUUUCAUCCUAAAAUAAUAAGGCAUAAUAGAAAGUUCAAAAUUCGAAGAAAGAACGAUGCAUGGUGUAAAUAUAACCAUAUACAUAUGAUAUAUAAAUAAACGAAUACAAGAUGGUACAUGAUACAUACUAUCAAACAAACUAAGCCAACUAGCUUAAGUCACUUGCUCAAUACAUUUUAUCAGUCUCUCUGUAAAAAAAGAAACACAAUGCCAAGAACCAUGUGGAAAGACUUCCAUCUUUGUUUCCCAACAAAUUUCAUCAAGCCCUCCUCCGACGCCGCCGCCUCCUCCCAAGAACCGAACCGGCCAUCCAUUCUUCUCAUCAACAACUUCAACCAACUUUACGACGAUUCCACAGCCACCGGCCACCGCAUAUCUAAGCCUAUUAUUGAAGUCAUUCCACCUUCCUCCAUUACAACCGCCACGACAUUCACUGCCUCCACCUCCACCUCAACCACCGGUAACUCUUCCUCCUCCUCCUCCUUGUAUGAGUCUGAUAAUUACGGUUUUGCCCCUGAAGACUCUCCCACUUUGGACUUAACCGCCGUUCUUGCCUCACGUCGCUUCUUCUUCUCUUCCCCUGGCCGCUCCAACUCAAUCACCGAUUCUCCGGAUCUCCGUCCCCGGUUUGAAUACAAAACUUCCACUACUACUACUGCUGCUACUACGCUUCUAACCGGGGGAGCCGCCGUGAAACAAUGCGUGCAAUCUCCUGAUCCUUACAACGACUUCCGCAGAUCAAUGCAAGAGAUGCUUGACGCCGUUACAGACGCAGGAGAUGCUCGCCGUUACGAGUUCUUGCACGAGCUGUUACUUAGUUACCUCUCAUUGAAUGCAGAAGAUACACAUAAGUUCAUUAUCAGAGCUUUCGCCGACGUUCUCGUAUCUCUCUUAUCUGACGGUCACCGGACUAAUUGACGUGGCAAAUCCCCAUGCUGCGUAAAAAAAUAGUCAUGUUUUGGGAUUAGCGCUUUAGGAUUAAAAAAUAGGUAUAUCAAAUGUAAUAAUUGUAUAAUGAUACGAGAAAAUCGAGAGAGGCGUGAGGUUUUGUCUCGAUCGCAUGCAGUUAGAUUGCUUUUUAUUUUGUUUUGUUUUUACCUUCUUAAAUAAAUGGUAAAAUUUGAUUGAGGCUAGCUAGCUUUUUUUCUUUUAACUUUUUAUAUUAUUCAAUUUUUUAAGGAGAAUUAAUUGAUAUUUAUUCAUCAAUCCAAACUUACAUUUCCUUCAACACAGAUUGUAAAAUACAUGAAACGGAGGAACCUCAACUU
Molecule: messenger RNA, 1496 nt
Organism: Brassica napus (rape)
Lineage: Eukaryota; Viridiplantae; Streptophyta; Magnoliopsida; Brassicales; Brassicaceae
Product: transcription repressor OFP12-like
Exons: 1
Coding region: 346-1146 (266 amino acids)
Biological process (GO): negative regulation of DNA-templated transcription
Source: RefSeq, a predicted model, not a curated record